Molecule: messenger RNA, 491 nt
Organism: Suillus paluster
Lineage: Eukaryota; Fungi; Basidiomycota; Agaricomycetes; Boletales; Suillaceae
Exons: 4
Source: RefSeq, a predicted model, not a curated record
AUAUAUUUUCAACAUUGCAAUGUCAUCCAUCUUCAACUACUGUUACCGCUGUCAGCGUGUUUUCAAGGUCUUACCUCGACUUCGGGGAACCUAGUCAUUUCUCACAGGACUAUGAUCCUGACACCCUAGAACAUGAGCAAGACGUCUAUGGAGAGUAUGACGAACUCGAUCCUUUGGAUGAUGCGGAAGAAGUCAUAAUCCCACAUGUCGAAACCCACGUCCCAGCACAUUUAGGGAGUACCAUCCCAAUGUGCCAAUUACCCACCCCGGAGGAGAAAAUCAUCUCAGAAGAUGGACCGCGAUGUACAUGCCGUGCCGCUAUCCGUCACACAGAGACCUUUACUAUCCCUUUGCGUCGAAAGCUGAAUUUGACCUGGGAUACUGGCUUUCAGAGGGGGCGUGUCGCAAAAGAAGUUGAUGUUUUCCUCCACCUCGAGCAUAUGCAGACCAAGAAUAAUCCGCCCUCUUUCAAUACAUCUAAGGAUCUGUGA